AUGGCCGCCUCAUUCAAGGCACUGCCUCAGCAAUUGACCCUGACCCGCUCCUUCGCCCGCUGCUACUCCGUCUCCGCCGAGAGCAUCCCGGCGGCCAAGAAGAAGUAUGUGCCUACCGAGGGCAGCUACCCGCAGGGAUUCCAGGCGAGCGGCAUCCUCGUGGGCGUCAAGCCGGGCAACAAAACCAAGCCCGACCUCGCCUUCCUUACCUCGGACCGCCCGUGCGCCGCCGCCGCCGUCUUCACGAAGAACAAGUUCCAGGCGGCGCCCGUGACGUUCAGCCGCGACCUCCUCAAGCGCCGCGGCAACCGUGGCAUCCGCGGCGUGCUCAUCAACUCGGGGUGCGCCAACGCCGUGACGGGCAAGGGCGGCCUCGAGGACGCGUCGCUCAUGGCUAAGGCGGCGGACGAGCAGCUCGGCGGCGAGGACGGCGCGGGCUCGUCGACCAUUGUCAUGAGCACGGGCGUCAUCGGGCAGAGGCUGCCGAUCGACAAGAUUGUGGGCAACGUCGGGGCAGCACACGGGGCGCUGGGCUCGGGGCACAAGGACUGGCUCGCGUGCGCGACGGCCAUCUGCACGACGGACACGUUCCCGAAGCUCAUGUCGAGGACCUUUUCGCUGCCGUCGUCGCCGGGCGUCGAGUACAGGAUGGCGGGCAUGACCAAGGGCGCCGGCAUGAUCCACCCCAACAUGGCCACGCUGCUGGGCGUCGUGGCGACCGACGCGCCCAUCGCGCCGGGCGUCAUGCCGUCGGUGCUCAAGCACGCCGUCGACAGGUCGUUCAACAGCAUCACGAUCGACGGCGACACGUCGACCAACGACACGGUGGCGCUGCUCGCCAACGGUGCCGCCGGCGGCCAGGAGAUCAGCUCUGUCGACUCGCCCGACUAUGCGGCCUUCCAGACUGUGCUGUCUGAUUUCUCUGCCGAUCUCGCCAAGCUCAUUGUCCGCGACGGCGAGGGUGCCACCAAGUUUGUCACCAUCCGUGUCGUUGACUCGGCGAGCGAGGAGGCGGCACGCAAGGUGGCCAGCACGAUCGCGCGGUCGCCUCUUGUCAAGACGGCACUGUACGGGCGCGAUGCCAACUGGGGCCGCAUUCUGUGCGCCACGGGCUACGCUCUCAUCUCGGAGCCGGGCCAGGACAUCAACGAGGUGGCCUCGAUUGUGUCGGAGAAGACGAAUGUGUCGUUCGUGCCUACAGAUGGCAGCGCUGAGCUGAAGCUGCUGGUCAACGGCGAGCCGGAGACGGUGGACGAGGCCCGCGCCUCGGAGAUUCUGGAGCUCGAGGACCUGGAGAUCCUGGUCAAGCUGGGGACGGGCGAUAAGCAGGCAACGUAUUGGACAUGCGACUACAGCCACGAGUACAUCACCAUCAACGGCGACUACCGAACAUAG
Verticillium alfalfae VaMs.102 is the source of this 1395-nucleotide messenger RNA. Its product is annotated as arginine biosynthesis bifunctional protein argJ. Gene Ontology annotation, molecular function: L-glutamate N-acetyltransferase activity, acting on acetyl-CoA as donor; L-glutamate N-acetyltransferase activity, acting on acetyl-L-ornithine as donor. The record is from RefSeq and is a predicted model, not a curated record. Gene Ontology annotation, biological process: L-arginine biosynthetic process; L-ornithine biosynthetic process. Gene Ontology annotation, cellular component: mitochondrial matrix. Bases 1 to 1395 code for a protein of 464 amino acids. The transcript has a single exon. Lineage: Eukaryota; Fungi; Ascomycota; Sordariomycetes; Glomerellales; Plectosphaerellaceae.